Molecule: messenger RNA, 1052 nt
Organism: Linderina pennispora
Lineage: Eukaryota; Fungi; Kickxellomycota; Kickxellomycetes; Kickxellales; Kickxellaceae
Product: concanavalin A-like lectin/glucanase
Exons: 4
Coding region: 60-1052 (330 amino acids)
Biological process (GO): carbohydrate metabolic process
Molecular function (GO): hydrolase activity, hydrolyzing O-glycosyl compounds
Source: RefSeq, a predicted model, not a curated record
GCCCCACUUUGCUUCAUGGUGACUUGUAUAUAGCUGCUUUUCUGCAUUCUUUAUCAAUAAUGCGCUUGCUGACAGCCCUUUGCUCGUACGGACUGCUUGUUGCCACAGCCAGGGCAGCGGGCCUUGGCCAGUGCCUGAACGACAUCUUUUUCGGCAUGGAUGGCGACCACAAGCGGCGUCUUGGCCCCACAGCGGAGCUUUUACCACGUGCGGAAGACGAUGACGACGCACUGGAAAUUGUCAUUUCUGCGGGCAGCGGCAUGAUUAAUUUGUCGAGUCUGCUUGCUGGUGGCACUGUGCCAAUGCUGUUACAUCGGGAAAGCCAUCGCAGACAACCACUUCGUCGACGUCAAGACAAUCAUCAAAGACAUCUUCAUCGGAAGCACCCGAAUCGAACUGGCGCCGCACAGCAGCCAAAUGCCAGCGAAAUUGGAAUAAACUGGUCUGCUUCUGCCUCGACGCAGCCUAACACCCGGUACACAUGCACCAGCCAGUUCAUUGACUUUUCCAAGGACGACUCGCUGAAGUACUUUGACCAGGAAUGGUGCCCACAGAAUGCCUACCAGACAGGCGACACGGUUACAUGGCGCUUAACCGAGGAGUGUGGAACAACGAUGGUGUACCCAUGGGACUUCCAUUACGGUAGAAUAGAGGGGCAGAUCCGGAUUGGCGCUGGUAGCGGUGUCGUCACAACUAUGCUUUUGAUGGGUCCAGCGCCUGCAGAUGAAAUCGAUUUCGAGUGGGUGGGCAAGGAUGUCAACAGUGUGCAGACUACAUUUUAUGUGCAGUCACAGCGUCAUCGAAGUGAUUUGAGCAAAUCGUUCCAUAACUAUACCAUUGAGUUGACUGAGAAUAGCGUCAAGUGGUAUGUUGACGGCAAACUCGCUGACAGUUGGGAUAAAACCAACCGGCCAUUUCCAACCGAGGCCAGCCGCAUGCGCAUGGGCAUUUGGGAUGGCACACAGACGAGUGGAUGGGCUGGCCCGAUUGAUUGGAGUAAUGGGCCGUUCACAGCCGAAAUCAGGUCGUUUAAUUUUAUUCCUUAUUGCUAA